Molecule: messenger RNA, 372 nt
Organism: Aspergillus viridinutans
Lineage: Eukaryota; Fungi; Ascomycota; Eurotiomycetes; Eurotiales; Aspergillaceae
Exons: 3
Coding region: 1-372 (123 amino acids)
Source: RefSeq, a predicted model, not a curated record
AUGUCUUUGAACACGAUUCGUAAUUUCUCGUCCACUGCGAAAAGACAUAUUCUCAGUUUGAUUGGCAAGGUGACCAUAGAGGAUGUCCGCAAAACAAACGGCUCUAAAGGGGACGAAUGGGUCGCAUCAGUCCAAAAGAUAAGAGAUGAGGUGGAAACUCAGUACAAUGUUGUGACCAGCUACGAAAUCCAAGGUGCCAAAGCCCAUAAAUCUUCCAAAGAUCCGACGGACCCGGACGAUGUGAUCACUGUUGGCUUUUAUAGCCAGAAUGGCACGAGGCUACUGAGCGGUCAUGUUCAUGCAGAUGGCACAUACAAACUCACUGAGAGUCGCGCAGGGAAGGGCAAGGGAAAAGGGCAGCAAGAGAAAUGA